GGCCUGCGGGCCGCCCGCCCGCCCGCCGCGCCGGCGCCAUGAAGAGGCAGAGCGAGCGAGACUCGAGCCCGAGCGGGCGCGGCUCGUCAUCGUCGGCCAAGCGGCCGCGGGAGCGCGAACGGGAGGCGGAGGCGGGCGGGCGGCGGGCGGCGCACAAGGCCUCAGGCGGCGCCAAGCACCCCGUUCCAACGCGGGCCCGCGACAAACCCCGCGGUAGCGGGGGCGGCGGCGGUGGACAUCGCGACGGCCGCGGCGCCGGGGACGCGAAUCACCGUGCGAGCAGCGGCCGCUCCUCAGGCUCGGGCGCCGGUGGCGGGGGACGCGGUGCCAAGGCCUCGGGGGACCCGGGCGCUUCGGGCGCUUCGCCCCGCGCGUCUCCACUACCGCCACCUCCGCCGCCGCCCGGGGCCGAGCCCGCGGGUCCCGGCUCAUCAGCAGCCGCACCCGAAUACAAGACGCUGCUCAUCAGCAGCCUGAGUCCCGCGCUGCCCGCCGAGCACCUCGAAGACCGGCUCUUCCACCAGUUCAAGCGCUUCGGCGAGAUUAGUCUGCGCCUGUCGCACACGCCUGAGCUGGGCCGCGUGGCCUACGUGAACUUCCGGCACCCGCAGGACGCGCGCGAGGCCCGCCAGCACGCCCUGGCCCGCCAGCUGCUGCUCUACGAUCGUCCGCUCAAGGUGGAGCCCGUGUACCUGCGCGGUGGUGGCGGCGGCGGGAGCAGCCGGCGAAGCAGCAGCAGCAGCGCGGCCGCCUCCACGCCGCCCCCGGGGCCACCCGCGCCCGCCGACCCGCUCGGCUACCUCCCGCUGCACGGCGGCUACCAGUACAAGCAGCGUUCGCUGUCCCCGGUUGCCGCCCCGCCACUGCGGGAGCCCCGCGCCCGCCACGCCGCUGCAGCCUUUGCCCUGGAUGCUGCCGCCGCCGCCGCCGCCGUAGGACUAUCCCGGGAGCGGGCCCUGGACUACUAUGGGCUGUACGACGACCGCGGGCGACCCUAUGGCUACCCGGCAGUGUGCGAGGAGGACCUGAUGCCUGAGGACGACCAGCGGGCCACGCGCAACCUCUUCAUCGGGAACCUGGACCACAGCGUGUCAGAGGUGGAGCUGCGACGGGCUUUCGAGAAGUACGGCAUCAUUGAGGAGGUGGUCAUCAAGAGACCCGCCCGUGGUCAGGGCGGUGCGUAUGCCUUCCUCAAAUUCCAGAACCUGGACAUGGCCCACAGGGCUAAGGUGGCCAUGUCGGGUCGGGUGAUUGGCCGCAACCCCAUUAAGAUAGGAUAUGGCAAGGCCAACCCCACUACUCGCCUCUGGGUGGGUGGCCUGGGACCUAACACCUCACUGGCGGCUCUGGCCCGGGAGUUUGACCGCUUUGGGAGCAUUCGGACCAUUGAUCAUGUCAAAGGAGAUAGCUUUGCCUACAUCCAGUACGAAAGCUUGGACGCAGCCCAGGCCGCCUGUGCUAAAAUGAGGGGCUUUCCCUUGGGAGGUCCAGACCGCAGGCUGCGGGUGGAUUUUGCCAAAGCAGAGGAGACUCGGUAUCCCCAGCAGUACCAGCCCUCCCCCCUCCCUGUGCAUUACGAGCUGCUCCCAGAUGGAUACACCAGGCACCGAAACCUGGAUGCCGACCUGCGGGUGAGGGAUAGGACCCCCCCACACCUCCUGUACGCAGACCGAGACCGGACCUUUUUGGAAGGGGACUGGACCAGCCCCAGUAAAAGCUCUGACCGCCGAAACAGCCUCGAGGGCUACAGCCGCUCAGUGCGCAGCCGGAGUGGUGAGCGCUGGGGAGGAGAUGGGGACCGGGGCCUGCCCAAGCCCUGGGAGGACAGGCGGAAGCGCCGGAGCCUUUCCAGUGAUCGUGGGAGGACAACCCACUCCCCUUAUGAGGAACGGAGCAGGACCAAGGGUGCUGGGCAGCUUGUGGACCGAGGCCCUGACCGCACCCCUGAGCGCAGUCGCAAGGAAAACCACUCCAGUGAAGGGACCAAGGAAUCGAGCAGCAACUCCCUCAGCAACAGCAGACACGGGGCUGAGGAGCGGAGCCACCACCACCAUCACGAGGCUCCAGACUCUUCCCACGGGAAGAAGACACGGGAGAGCGAGCGCAAUCAUCGGACCACUGAGGCUGAGCCCAAGCCUCUUGAAGAGCCAAAACACGAGACCAAAAAGCUCAAGAAUCUUUCCGAGUAUGCCCAGACACUGCAGCUAGGUUGGAAUGGGCUUCUAGUGUUGAAAAAUAGCUGCUUCCCGACAUCUAUGCACAUCCUAGAGGGGGACCUGGGGGUUAUCAGCAGUCUCCUCAAAGACCACACUUCUGGGAGUAAGCUGACCCAGCUGAAGAUUGCCCAGCGCCUUCGACUGGACCAGCCCAAGCUCGAUGAGGUCACACGACGCAUCAAGCAGGGGAGCCCCAAUGGCUACGCAGUGCUCCUAGCCACACAGGCGACCCCCAGUGGGCCUGGCACUGAGGGGAUGCCCACGGUGGAGCCAGGCCUACAGAGGCGGCUUCUCAGGAACCUGGUCUCCUACUUGAAACAGAAGCAGGCUGCAGGGGUGAUCAGCCUGCCAGUGGGUGGGUCCAAGGGCAGAGACAGCACGGGCAUGCUCUAUGCCUUCCCUCCCUGCGACUUUUCACAGCAGUACCUCCAGUCAGCACUGAGGACAUUGGGCAAGCUAGAGGAAGAACACAUGGUGAUAGUUAUAGAUGGAAGACUUCCCAGCUGUAUGCACACAAAUGCCCUACGUCAUCUUUCCACCACUGGCGUAUCUCACAGUCCUCCUGCAUUGGUGGCUCUCAGCCCCUCAGCUCUUUGGGCUGAAUCAGGACUUUACUCACAUUUGUUUUUUAUGUUGGCUGCGAGCAGGUGGGUUUCAUUUUGGACCCUGCCAUGCCAGCUUGAGCAGAGCCCAUGCACAGGAAGGGGUUGAGCCUAAGUCUGGCCAGCAGCUGUGGUAGUUUUUUGUUUUCUUGCCCUAAACAAUGUGUGUGUCCAUCAGUUUGAGCUGUAGCUGUUGAACAAAGCACCUAGUCUUCAGGCCUUUUUGAAAGCACGUAGACUUUAGCAGUUGUGUGGUCUUGUAGUCAUGGGAGGAGCAGUGCAAUAUUGGGGUCUUGGUACCAUGGAUCCGUGAGGCCUCCUUCUCUUGUUAGCCUCCCUUCUAUCCUUAAUGCAGCAGCCCAGGGAUACCCAGUUGGAGACAGCUGCCUCGGACUCCAAGGGACAGUGGAGGCCAAAUGCUGGAAUGGAGAGUGGGAGGCAGCUUUCCUUGGUUAAUUCUUGAAACUUUCCCAUCCCGGUGUAUGUGAAUUCUGGCUUUUCCUUUGAUUGUUCGGAGCUGAUGUGUCAAUGGAGUGGGCCUCUGCCCAGUCACUAGAGCUUUGUGAGGGACACUGAAUCCCUGGCCUGAAGAGUUUUUGAGGUAGUACAGUGGGUUAGGAAGAUGCUCUUCUUAACUGACAUAACUUUCCCAGGUACAAGUAGGCACUUAAGCCUAGGUCUCUUGCCCUGAUAUUGCAGAGGUGGGGACCACUGGGAGAGAGGUGCUUCUUUGGGGAAAUGUCACAGUUGCUGAGGUGUUGGGCAGUGCUAGAGCUCACAGCCAUUCAAGCUGAGCUGGGGAGGAAUGUGGAGGGGUCAAGCUGGGAGGGAAAGAUGGCUUGAAAGGAGUCUGAGUUCUGUGGCCACAUAUCUCUACUAAGACAGUAUGGCCAGCAUUGGCAGAUGAAGCCAGCAGUGUUAGGGACCAGGGAGGGAAAUCAGUCACACAGCAGUUGUCACCACAGAGCACAGCCAAAACACUUUUUCAGAAUGUUUGUGGCAGUUUAGAUGUUUCAAAAGGAUCAUUGUCAAGGCUGAGGGAGAACAGAAGCUCCAGUAAGGGAAAUGAGCCCCCAAAUGACCAGGAACUCCGGAUUCUGUUGACCGUGCUGUCCUCUCUCUAGGUCUGGUCCACUACCCUGGCUGGCACGAGGCAGCGCAGGUGACAGCUGGGAUGUGUUGAGAGAGACAGUUCGUGAGAUGGAGGCGGGGGCUCAGUGCGGACCUCAUGGACAAUACAUGCCUCUCCACAAGGACAGUGAAAGAGGUGACUUUUUGAGACCUUAGAGAUUUAAAAUAAACAGGGCAAGGAAGGUGCCUGGGGAAGUACUGCUCACUAAGCUUCAGCUGGUGCUCGUGAGAGAAAAAGCACGUUCAUGACAAACACAAGAACUGUUAAAUGUGUUUAUUUGCCUGUUUGUACUUGAGCUUUGGCCACAACUGCCAGGUAUCUGAGCAAAGCAGUGCGAGGCACAGUAGGCCACAGCUGCACCAUUCCAGGCAGUUGGAACCACCAGAAGCAGGAAUGGGCCUCAUCUUGUUUAGAGCAGAUGAGGUAGGGACGAAUGCCUGGGACACAGGCCGGAGCCGCCUUGCUGUAUUAAGCCCAAAACUUCUCUGGGCUGUUCCUUCAUAGAGAGGGUGCUCAGGACCCAGAAUACUACGCCUCCUCGUUUUCCCAGACAGAAACCUAGGAAGUCUGGCUGGAGAGGACACUUAAACCCUUGCUUUGUUCACCCUUCUUGAGGGAUAGGUGCUUUCUGGCCCCAAAUUGAACUACAGAGUUUUCCCGCUGUGUGACCAUCCUCCUCUUCCUUGGACCCUCUUCUCAACUCCUUCCUUCCUCUCUUAAGACAGCAGCUUCUGUGACGUUUCUCAGAAAGGCCUUGGCCAGCACUAGCAAGGGUAGGUCAGGUGGUCAAGGCCCUGGUUGAUUUAUGAUGCUGCCCCCAGAGAGAGAACUAUUUAACUGCAGGCAACCUGUGCCUCCACCUGGGGUUCAGGUUCUAUCUGAGGUGUGGCUUAAAGGCAAAAAUCAACCUAAGGCGAAAUUUGCCUCAUUGGUGGUUUGCUACUAUUCCGCGCGUUUCUUCCUAAGUGACUGAGAUCAUGUGCCCUGGCAGAUAAAGAGAGCUGAUGUUUCCUUAGCCUCUUAGGGCACUUCCCUAAGGGUGUGUUGUCAAGUUGAACAGGAAUGUGCUUUCUUAUUGCAGGUCCCCAUCUCCACCCGAGAGACCUGUGGGUGUUCCCAAGAGCUGCUGGCAGAGUUCAGAGAGACUGUGGCUCUGCUGAGUUAAUGACUAGAAUACAAUGCGUUUAGUGCUUCUUGACUUUUAACCUGUUUUCUUCUAAUGCACCAGCAGUCAGACUAGUCCACUGGUUAGGUGUUAGCAGUCCAUUUAAGCUGAGGCAUGAAGCAACGUAAGAGCUGAGACCUCUGCUCUCUAGAGGACCAAGAGGUGCCUGUGUGUGACACAGGACCAACCACUUCAGUGUGUGUGAUGAACUGUAUGGUGCUCCGAAGCCCAGCAGGGCUUCACCAGCCCCUGGUGAGUUUUAGCUGUCUUGUCUUGCUUAUUUACUUCACAAAUUUGUCCUCUUAGCAAAGGGAGAAAAGUCUCUUUAGCUAUAAAUACCUAUAUGAUAGAAACCGGGCAAACUCAAAGGAAGGAGACGAGGGUCUCCUAUUAAUUGUGGGUAAGAAGGGGGUGGGGUGGGGUGAGUGAAAAGGUAAAAGCACCUGGUACUUUCCCUGGUGGUAGCACAGUUUAACCAUAGGCCACUUGUAGAGGCCUGUGAAGUACCCGCAAACCCAGCCUGACCAAGCCCUAGCUGCCCCUAAACUGCCAAAACUGAAGAACUGCCCAGGUCUACUGUUGUACUCCCUUCAGAAAACAGUAAUGACAGUCAGUCAGUCACCCAACUACAGGGAUGGCCAAAAUGCUUUCACUCCCUAGCUUUGCCAGCUCAUUGCUCCACAACAUCCCAGAACCCCUAACGUUCCAGCUCCACCAAAUCUACUCUGGAGCUGCCUUCUUGCUUCAGAACCCAGAAUAGAGAGAUGCAUGUGGAGUGGGCAGUGCCCUGAGCACCUCCCUCUGCCCCCUGCCCAGUCCUCCUCGGGGCGAGCAGCAGACCAGGGUUAGAUGCUGUGACUAAGCUGCUUUUCUCCCCAGAGUGCUUUAUUUGGGCAGAACGUGUUCUCACCCCGUCCUGGGCUGCCUCUCUUGGAAGGCGUCUUUAUUGCCUGGCUAGAGCCACAAGGAAAGGGACAGACCCCACUUUGGUAAAAGAGAACAGGGAAAGGCCAUAAAGAAAGAAAGACAGACUUGUAGUUUAUUUUGUAUUUUUUUUAAAUAAAUACACUUUACAUUAAAGAAAAAGGCCUUUGAUUUGUACUUUCCACAUUGGGGAGAAAGGGAAGAAAAAAAGAUUUCUGAAAAACUGAAUCACAAAGAAAAAUAGAGGGGGUGAACUUAUAUCCUAAGUUCCCUCAACUCCACAAAACCAAUAUCCACAAUGACCUUGCUGCCCCCCCCAAACCAUGAAGGUGGGUGAACCUAGGCAUUUAUUCAGCAAACAAGCAGCACCUCCUCCCCACCUCUGGCACAAAGGAAAACAAAUUAACCUGACAGCAUAUGAGGCAACAAAACAGGUUAAAAAAUCAUAUAUUAUAUUUAUAAUAAAAUAUUCUUAAUCCUUAUCAAUUUAAG
Molecule: messenger RNA, 6531 nt
Organism: Eubalaena glacialis (North Atlantic right whale)
Lineage: Eukaryota; Metazoa; Chordata; Mammalia; Artiodactyla; Balaenidae
Gene: RBM15B
Product: RNA binding motif protein 15B
Exons: 2
Coding region: 39-2927 (962 amino acids)
Biological process (GO): regulation of alternative mRNA splicing, via spliceosome
Cellular component (GO): nucleus
Molecular function (GO): mRNA binding
Source: RefSeq, a predicted model, not a curated record